CCUAACAAAUAUAUCUCUCUCCGCCAGUAGUUGUGUUCGCCCUUGGCCCUUCUAUCUAUUAUUGUCAUUUCGUCUCUUCUCUGUUUAAACUUUCAACGAUGUCUAUAGCCACUUCUCAGAUCCACUCGCUUUCUCGAAAUUUGCUCUAAUUUUUAUGAAGUUGGUUGAUGAAGCCAAAUAAUUUAGGAAGGAGCACGAGUCGCUCCCAAGAUCUUUCAUAUCAAUUUUACUUGUUCUCAUUAAAGGAUUUUAUCCUAGAAAUGUUGUCAGAUAUUUCUAGGACCUAAGUCCAUGUGCAAUUUUUUUUAAUUCCCUGUUGUCAGUGCUGAAGUGUACAAAGAUGGACAGGUCAGACACAUCAGGCUUUGUCAGUGGGGGAGUUAGCCUAUUUGGACAUUUACACUUCAUUUUGGUAAUUAUUCAUGCCAUUAGCAUGUGCUAAAAACUAUUGUUGGUUGGCCCUCUAUUCCUUAGUUCUUCUUAGUCCUUGAGUUCACAACAUCUAGAGAAUGGAUCUGAAUGAUAAAGAUAAACAGUUUUGUCAUAACAGCGAACUUUCUAAAACUGAAAACUAUGGUGAUACGACGUUACGCUUGAACUGCCUAGCCAAUGGAGGAAGCAGUGUGACUGGAUUUGAGAGUACUCGAAGCAAAUGUAAGGUUGAUUUUCCCAAUGGCCCUGAUGAUGGCUGUAAGUUGGUGCUUGGAUUAGGUCCAACACCAUCUGCUUAUGGUAAUGAUUAUUACAGCAUGACGUUUAACAAGGAUAAAGUAUCAGCUUCUGCUGCCAUAUUUUCUCAGGGGUUAUCAUCGGAUGCUGAUUCAAUUCUAAAACUUGGCCUUUCUGGAGGGACCAAGGAAGCUUGGAGUGGACUUGAGAGUUCACUUUUGGAGACUGAUAUUAACACCCCUAUUCUGAACCGAGUUUCUGAUGAUGAUAAUAGAUUCUUGAUUCCUGUUGUUGAUGAAGGCUCCACUUCAGCAAAAAAAUCUGGUGGGUACAUGCCAUCGCUUCUUUUGGCUCCAAGAUUGGAUGUUGGAAAAGUUUCAUUGCAUGCAGAAGAAUUUCUUGAAUUUGGGGCUAAAUCUUGUAGUCAUCAGUCGCAGCUGAACCAUGAACCAUCUGCUACCACAGAUUACUCAGUGGGCACUGUUUCUGAGCAUGCAACUUCUGCCACAUCUUCAGAUCGCAAAACCAGCAACCCAAAAAAGUGCAAGUUUUUAGGUUGUUUAAAAGGAGCACGGGGGGCAUCUGGUCUCUGUAUUGGGCAUGGAGGCGGACAGAGAUGCCAAAAGCCAGGUUGCAACAAAGGGGCUGAGAGCCGAACUGCAUAUUGUAAGGCCCAUGGUGGAGGAAGGAGGUGUCAACAAUUGGGUUGCACUAAAAGUGCUGAGGGGAAGACAGAUUUUUGCAUAGCUCAUGGGGGUGGCAGAAGAUGUGGGUUUCCAGGAGGGUGCACCAAGGCUGCACGAGGCAAGUCAGGGCUUUGCAUUAAACAUGGUGGGGGGAAGAGGUGUAAGGUUGAAGGCUGCACUCGUAGUGCUGAAGGACAGGCUGGCUUGUGUAUUUCUCAUGGGGGUGGUCGACGCUGCCAAUAUCCAGGAUGCGCAAAGGGUGCUCAGGGGAGUACUAUUUUUUGCAAGGCCCAUGGUGGAGGAAAGCGUUGCAUUUUUGCUGGAUGCACCAAAGGUGCUGAAGGAAGUACUCCACUGUGCAAAGGACAUGGUGGGGGAAAACGUUGCCUUUUUGAUGGUGGUGGAAUCUGUCCAAAAAGUGUCCAUGGAGGCACGAAUUUUUGUGUUGCACAUGGUGGUGGAAAGAGGUGUGUCGUGCCAGGCUGCACAAAGAGUGCUCGUGGCCGUACUGAUUGCUGUGUUAGGCAUGGGGGAGGGAAGCGGUGCAAGUUUGAAAAUUGUGGGAAGAGUGCACAAGGUAGCACAGAUUUCUGCAAGGCCCAUGGUGGCGGUAAGCGAUGCAUUUGGGGAGAAGGAAAAUGUGAGAAAUUUGCAAGGGGUAAGAGUGGUCUUUGUGCUGCACAUAGCAGCAUGGUCCUGGAGCAGGGUACGAACAAGGGCGGCUUGAUUGCACCAGGGCUCUUCCAUGGCCUUGUAACUACCGCAUCAAAUACAGGAGCCAGCAUUGACAACAAUUAUUCUUCAUCUGGAAUUAGUGCCAUCUCUGAGUGCACUGAUUCUUUCGAAAAGCCAAUGAAAAGGCAGCAUCUCAUACCACCACUGGUAUUGGUUCCUCCAUCCAUGAAGUCAUCACCAUCUUAUUCAAGUCUCCUUAGUGCUGAGAAGCUAGAGGAAGGUAGAACUGGCUAUGCUGCUGGUGGCUUUGGCAGCAAUGGUAGGAUAACCAGCUUUGAUUGCGUGAUUCCUGAGGGGAGGGUCCAUGGUGGUGGCCUAAUGUCAUUGUUUGGUGGGAAUUUGAAAAACGCAAUAAAUGGCAUUUGAAGCUGGUGAUUUCCAUUUGGAAGUUUGCGACUAUUCAAUGGCAAAAUUGUGUAUAAUUUAGUACCUAUUUAAGGAGCACGUGUAUAGUUUGUGCUGAUUGGUAGGGAAUAUUGUUGUUGUACCAUAUUGAAUGUAUUGGGGACCUAAUUUUUUCAGUUCAACUUCUGGUUGUCGAGACAAGUUUUCAAAAUCCACCUGUAACAUGCCAUAAGUUAGUAAAUAAGGUUAUAAUGUUAAAUUUGGAUUUAAAAUAUUGGUGUAAUAAUUCCUUCUCUUGUUCAUUA
Molecule: messenger RNA, 2740 nt
Organism: Hevea brasiliensis (rubber tree)
Lineage: Eukaryota; Viridiplantae; Streptophyta; Magnoliopsida; Malpighiales; Euphorbiaceae
Exons: 2
Coding region: 510-2456 (648 amino acids)
Source: RefSeq, a predicted model, not a curated record